AUGUACAGAUUACCCUGGGGUCGCUUCCCUUCUCAGAUUCAGAACGAGACUGUUGGUCUGCUCACAAUUCUCGGCGGGAAGUGCAGUCAGCUUGCGACUGUUUCCCGAGCUUGGCGAUCAACUAUCGAGCCACUUAACUUUGCUGAGAUGAGUCUGACGGUACCGCGUCUUACCGACCUUGACUCUCGAUUUAUUCUGGCCCGAAAGAGAAACCAAAUUCGCAAUAUCUGGUUUUGUGUUGAACUAAAGCAAUACGAUUGCACACAAUGUGAGAACAAUGACCAGGACCAAUGGGGCUUGGACGAGGUUGACAACCAAUUCAUCGUGGACGCGUUUGACAACUUGUUCACAACACUGAGCGCAUGGGAGCCUCGUGGUGACUUGGUCCUCGAUAUCAGCAUCUACUCGCCCAGUGACAACCAGCACUGGUUCAAGUACAUAAGCUUCUCCUCAGACACCGACACAGGCGAGCCGUCUCGUCGUGGGCACGAACAUGGAGCGACCGUGAAUGACCCGGCUCAUGGCUGGGUUACUGGACAGCCUAUCCUUGCUCCGGGUGAACACGCCAUCGAGCUUACAUUUGAAGAGAUCAUGGGUGAGGAGCCUUUCUAUGAUGACAAAACUGAGAGGCAGUGGUGGCGGAGUCUCCCCAGUGUGCCUGUCGUUGGAGUCGUGCUCUUUCGUCAACAGAUUCGCCGACGAUGGAAGCCAGUCGCAAUAGCAACAUGCUUACACGGUUCCCGAAUAUAG
Messenger RNA from Fusarium mangiferae, 750 nucleotides. RefSeq lists its product as uncharacterized. Bases 1 to 750 code for a protein of 249 amino acids. NCBI's taxonomy places the organism in Eukaryota, Fungi, Ascomycota, Sordariomycetes, Hypocreales, Nectriaceae. The transcript has a single exon. The record is from RefSeq and is a predicted model, not a curated record.